Pisolithus orientalis is the source of this 1803-nucleotide messenger RNA. Its product is annotated as major facilitator superfamily domain-containing protein. The transcript is spliced from 7 exons. Bases 239 to 1708 code for a protein of 489 amino acids. Gene Ontology annotation, molecular function: transmembrane transporter activity. NCBI's taxonomy places the organism in Eukaryota, Fungi, Basidiomycota, Agaricomycetes, Boletales, Pisolithaceae. Gene Ontology annotation, biological process: transmembrane transport. The record is from RefSeq and is a predicted model, not a curated record.
CAAUCACUUUGCAAUUGUAAACAUAAACUACUCGGAAGCGCCACCAGUCACCACAGCCACCACUAUUCUAAUCAGAGCUAGCGUUCCCUCUAGUACCGUUCACCAACGAAGAGUGAACCGAAUUUUUACAGUUUCUCAGAGGAGACCUUUUACAUAAAUUAUAGCGCAAUGUCUUGACAGUCCUUUCUUUCCCUUUCAACAGUCCCGUACACUAUCCUGCCUCGUGCAUGUGAGGAAAAUGACCGUCGAUGAAAGUAGCCCCUUACUAGAAAACUCGCGGACGAAGACGAAGACUCCUCUGCCUAAGACACAGCUGGGGCUUGUCUUGUUUGUCCUUCUCACUGGACCUAUGUCAGCGCAAUAUAUCUUCCCAUUCAUAAAUCAGCUGAUAAGGGAGCUAGACGUUACGGGUGGAGAUGAUCGCAAGGUAGGAUACUAUGCUGGCAUUAUUGAAUCCUUGUUUUAUGUCACCCAAGCGCUGACGAUGUUGUACUGGAGUCGCUUAUCCGACCACAUCGGUCGCAAACCCGUCUUACUUGUUGGCCUGAUGGGUCUGAGUGUGUCUAAUCUGUGUUUUGGACUAUCCAGAACGUUCUGGACGCUCGUCGCAAGUCGGUGCAUUGCCGGAGCCUUGAACGGUAAUGUCGGCGUGCUGAAAAGCGUCAUAGGGGAAAUAACCGACAACACCAAUAUGGCCCAGGCAUUCGCGCUUAUCCCUGUUGCUUUCACCGUUGGUGCCUCAAUCGCGUACGUAAAUAGUUUUCCACGCCCACUGGGGGCUAAAAGUCCGAACCUUGACAAUCCCCUGUACGGUGGUAGUUUGGGAAGGCCGCAUGACUAUUGGCCGGAGCUUUUUUCAGGAUCAUUCUGGGUGCAAUACCCGUACUUCCUGCCUUGUGUCGUAUCUGCGUCGUUUGCUGCAUUCUCCUUUUUUAUAACCGCAUUGUUUUUGAAAGAGUCACUGCCGUUGAAGCGAAAUGGGAAGAAUUCACAGCCAGACAUACCUUCAACAAAUUCUCAGAAUGACACCCCGGGUGAUAGAGAUACUUCUCCUGUACCGACUCUUACCCUACUCAAGACCUAUUCGGUGAUGCUACCUAUCGCAAAUUACGGUGUACUGGCUCUCGUCGACAUUGGUUUAUUUGCUCUUGUACCCUUGUUUUACUCAACUCCUGUCGAAAUUGGGGGAUUGGGCCUCUCACCGUUCGCUAUUGGCGUGUGGAUGAUGGCAUUUGGCAUUGGAAAUGGCUUGUUUCAAAUAUUAUUCGUGGCUCGAGCAGUAGAUCGUUUUGGUGAAAGAAGGGUGUUUUGUUCGGCCGUGCUUGCAUUUUUCCCUAUAGUUGUUGCGUUCCCGAUAAUGAGCUGGGUUAUCCAAGCUCAAAAAGAAGUUACUCCGGCCAUCUGGGUACUCGUUCUUGUACAACUACUCUCGUGGGCGGUGGUUGAUGCUGCUUAUGCUGUUCUCUUUGUGUUUGUCACGAGGGCUUCGCCGAACAAGCAUUCGCUGGGCACAGUGAAUGGCAUUAGCCAAACUACGACAUCAACUGCGAGGGCAAUAGGACCAGCGACAUUUACAUCACUGUUCGCGUUCUCAAGGGAGCACGACUUACUUGGAGGAAACCUGGUAUACGCUGUGCUUCUGAUCCUUCUAUGUUUGUUAGUCUUCUUGUCGCGACGCCUUCCAGAGUUAGAAGACGACGAGCAGUAAGGAAGGGGGUUCACAGUUGGACACUUAGGAUGAUUUUGUCCAUCAUAUAUUACCAGAACAAAACCUGCCGUCGAUGGCAGGCGCCUUGGUUACCA